CCGGUGGAGACGGGUGGUGGUUUCGUUGGCCUGGCCCAAGGCUCAGGCUGACUCCCUGUGGAUUCAGGCUGACAGCCGAAGUUGCUCUAAGGGGAUCUAACGGGGUCACUCUGUCAACAUGGCGAUGUGGAUCAAACCUGGAUACUACGACCAUGCGUAUCAUCACAAAGAGAGCAAAUAUGUGGUUAAGGAGUACAGCAGCUCUAAGACGAUGGAGGACAGAUAUGAGUACAAAACACAAGCUUGCAUCCAGGAAGUGGUGAGGUCAAAGAUGUUGGACAAGUAUGUGCGUGAGGAGCCGAUGAUCAGGGGUCCACAGUUCCUGGUCCGACUCAGAUCCCACACAGUGUUUGAAAACACCCCCAUUACAAUUUUCUGCACUGUGGAGGGCUACCCCACUCCCAUUGUGAAAUGGUACAAAGAUGGAGUCACUCUGGACUUGUCGUCUGGAAGAUACCUGGUUCAGUCCAAAGGUGGAGUGCACUCACUGGAAAUCCCAAGAUGUACAACUGAUGACACAGCCCAGUACACUGCUGUGGCUGGCAAUCUGCACGGACAGGCCUCCACUCAAGCCUCGGUCAUUGUCAAAAGGUACAAACAAGAGGAGGAGGCCUGCCCUUAUGGAUGGAUGCCCUUCACUGCUGCAAUGCUUCCACAGAUCACCUUCACUAAAAUCAAUAUCACAUUUCUGGAGACAUUUGGUCCAGUUUUUGCUACUGAGGGGGAGUCUGCUACUCUGACUGCCACUAUGACACUGAGCCCCAACCUGGCAAACCUGCAACCUGAGGCACAGUGGUACAGAGAUGAUGUCCGCCUCACUGAUUCUAAGUGGGUCAAGAUUGAGACGGGCAGAGGAGUGACUACUUUGACCCUCCCCAACCUGUACAAAGACGAUGAGGGCCUCUAUACCCUGCGUAUGGUUACCAAAGGAGGAACUGCUGAACAUAGUGCUUUUGUCUCUGUAGCAGAUGGGCCUCCCCCCAUGCCCAAUGCCCCUGGGGCUCCUAUGGACCUCAAGAUUCAUGAUGCAAACAGAGACUAUGUGAUUGUGUCCUGGAAACCUCCUAACACCACUACUGAGGGCCCAAUCAUAGGAUACUUUGUGGACAAAUGUGAAGUUGGAACAGAAAACUGGACCCAGUGCAAUGAUCACCCCAUUAAGAUCUGUAAAUACCCAGUGUCAGGGCUGUUUGAAGGACACUCCUACUACUUCAGAGUGAGAGCUAUUAACUCCCAUGGCACCAGCAAACCAUCCCGUAUGUCCGAUCCCAUUGCCGCCCUGGACCCCACCGAAUUCGAGAGGCUUCAUACCAAAAAACUGGGCGGAAAACUGGAUGUUGUGUCUUACCAUGAUGACCAUGAAGAGGAGGGACACCCACCAGCCACUCCAACAGGGAUCUAUGCCUCUGAAACUGACAGGACCUAUGUUGUCCUGAGCUGGAAGGCCCCUCCAUAUUUUGCCAAAGCUCCCAUGUGGUACUACAUAGAGAAGUCCAUGGCAGGCAGUGGUGCUUGGCAGCGUGUGAACACUCAGGUGCCCAUUCGCUCUCCACGUUAUGCCGUCUUUGACCUUGCUGAGGGAAAAGAAUAUCAGUUCCGGGCUUUGGCUGCCAAUAUGUAUGGCACGAGUGAGCCAUCAGAGCCAUCCAAACCUGUACAGACUCAGGAACUUAAAGGUGUGCCAUCCGCUCCUGGUCAGGUGGUUGCUACUAGAGAGACUGAUACUUCUGUGCUUAUCCAGUGGGCUCCCCCUAAGGAACCUAACAAUUUGAUUGGUUACUACAUUGACCAGUGUGUAAAAGGCUCUAAAGACUGGACCUCUGCCAACCACAAACCACACAAGAGCACCAAGUUUGUGGUGAGUGGAUUGACGACCGGAGAGACCUAUGUUUUCCGUGUCCAGGCCAUCAAUGAGCUGGGACUGAGUGACGAGUCCCAAGAGUCUGCCCCACUUAUGGUCAAGGCCGCGCUGACCCAUCCCUCUGCUCCCUAUGACAUUGCUCUGUUGAACUGUGAUGGCACCUCAGUGGUUUUGAACUGGAAGAAGCCCCUUCACUCUGGAGGGUCAAAGGUUAAGGAAUAUUAUGUAGAUAAGAGACGUAGUGGGACAAGUGUAUGGAGAGAGGUUCACAUCCCUCCAGUGACAGAAAGAGUUUAUAAGGUGGAGGGCCUGACCACAGGAGCAAUCUAUCAGUUCCAGGUAUAUGCUGCCAGUCUCGCCGGACUCGGACCAGCUUCAAAACAUUCAUCUGAUAUCAUCUGUGAUGCCUGGAAUAUGCCUGAACCUGGUCCUGCCUAUGACCUUACUUUCUGUGAAGUCAGAGAUAAUUCGAUUGUGGUUGAGUGGAAGAAACCUUUAUAUACUGGUUCUGGACCAAUCACUGGGUAUCAUGUUGAGUACGCUAAGACCGGCUCUUCUGACUGGACCACGGCUAAUGAGACAGCUGUCAGUCAACGCUUCCACAAGGUGACAGGUUUGGAAGCUGGUGCCAAUUACAUGUUCAGAAUCCGUGCUGUGAAUGAUGCCGGAAAAGGAAUGGCAUCAAUGCCCUCCGACCCUGUGACUGCCAAGACUGUGAAAGGUGCCCAGGAGGUGUCCUGCGGUGUGGAUGAGAAGACUGGUGACAUUGUUUUGUCUUUUGAGUCCUGCCAAAUGAAGGACGACUCUCAGUUUAUCUGGAAGAAAGAUUAUAAAGAGAUCACUGACUUUUCUAAAGGAGUAGUGAUAAAGACUGAAGGAAACCAGUCUAAACUUGUCUUUACCAGUGCCGACAAAGAGGACUUUGGCACAUACAGUGUCAGUGUCACCAAUACUGAUGGAGUUUCCUCCAGCUAUUCAAUUUCAGCGGAAGAGUUGGCCAAGAUGCUGGCACUGAGCUACGAUAUCAGACACCCAAUCAUCCCGCUGAAGACCGAGUUGGACUACAAGAUUCUGGAGAGAGGCCGAAUGAGGUUCUGGCUGCAGGCUGAGGAGAUUUCAUCCAAUGUCACCUACAAAUUCUUCGCUAACAACAAGGAACUGUCUGGAGCCAGUCCGAACAAGAUGGGUCAUGAUGUGGCCACAGGUGUGAUCGAGUUCAUCAUGGAUCAUUUCACUGAGGACAAUGAAGGCACAUUCACCUGUCAAAUCACAGACGGCGGCGGCAAAGCACAGAGCUCUCUGGUCCUGAUUGGAGACGCUUUCAAGGCAGCGCUGGCUGAGGCUGACUACCAGAGGAGAGAGUACAUCAGAGUCAAGGAGGGACCCCACUUCAGUGAGUUUCUGUCACUGCAGGUUGGAGAAGACUGCUCUGUAACUCUGGUCUGCAAGGUUGCUAAUCUGAAGAAGGAAUCUGAGUUCCACUGGUACAAAGAAGACACAGAGAUUAUCCCUGAUGUUAAACCCGAUCUGGGAUCAGGUGUCUGCAAACUCCCCAUCAAACUGUUUUCUCUGAAGACAACAGGCAUUUACAAAGCCACCAUCAGUGAUGACAGAGGAAAAGAUAUGAGCCAAAUUGAUGUCUCUGGAAAAGUGUUUGAGGAUGCCAUAAACAAGAUCAGCCAGCUGGCAGGAGCCAGUGCCGCAGAGCUUGUGAUUAACUGCACGGCCACAGGUAUCCAGCUGCAAUGCCACAUGAAGUACUACACGUCCGAGAUGAGCAUCACCUGGUACCACGGAGAGACUAAACUUGCUCACAAUGAGAAAUUUGUGAUCGGCGGAACCCCUGCGAUGGCAACAAUGGAGGUGAUUGAACCAGUGGACAAGGACAAGGGACUGUACUCUAUUGUGAUUGUGGACCCUGAAACGUCUCACAAGAGAACCCUAGACUUGAGUGGUGAAGCUUAUGAGAAAGCCUAUGCAGAGUUCCAGAAACUCAAGGCUGAAGCCUACGCUGAAAAGAACCGUGGUAAAGUGGUCGGAGGACUGCCUGAUGUUGUCACUAUAAUGGAGAAGAAGACCCUGAGUUUAACAUGUACAGUGUGUGGUGACCCCAAGCCUCAGGUCUCAUGGCUCAAGAACGGAGCAGACGUGGAGCCCGAUGAUCAGUACGUGGUCUCUCUGGAUCAGGGGAAGUUUGCCAGCCUGACCAUCAAAGGUGUCUCUAUGGAGGACUCUGGCAGAUACACCAUGAUUGUCCAGAACAAAUAUGGAGGGGAGUCCGUGGACAUAGUGGUCAGUGUGUACCGUCACGGUGAAAAGAUCCCCGAGGCCAAACCAACUCUGACUCCCAAGACCAUCAUCGCUCCAAAACUGCCCAUUGAGAUCCCUCAGCCUAAGACCCAGCCCACUGCCCCUAGCGCCGCCCCUAGCGCCGCCCCUAGCCCCGCCCCUGCCGCCUCAAGCCCCACCCCCAAGGCUGCAGGAAGAGGAGUGAAGAGUCCCACUCCCACAAGAAGGAAGUAGAAUGUGCCCCUAAAAAUAGAAAACCAACAUGAAAGCCUUUACUGAUGACUCCUUUGGGCCUGUGCCUGCUGACGAAAACAAAAUAGUACGAGAAAAUGGGAAAAAAUGACUGAACAUAUCUGAAAUAAAAUAAAACCUGCAAUUAUAAUAAAGCAAUUGCUGGGAAUAAGUAUUCACUACUUUGAUUAAAGUAAAACGUUACAGUAUACCCAUAUCUACAUACCGUUGUUCAUCACAGCUGAUGUUAGAAGGGCUCCUGUUAGUGGAACUCUUGAGUUUUCAUUUUAAUCCUGGUUUGGUCCUGCUCCAGGGGGUUUAGGUCUGGUCAUGUUAUAGUCAUAUUAGUCCUCUUGUUUUACACUUGAUUAACUCAUAUAGAUUAAAUUUGGUCCUUUGCGCCAUUGGGUUCCUGAUUAGUUUGUUUUAGUUUAUACUGGUAAGUCAUAUAUGUUAAUGAGUACUGAGUAGUAGUACAUCACAUUGAGUAGUGAGUAGUAGUGAUGUGGGAAGUAAGAGAAUAGCUGCCAUAGAGAUGUGAAGAAAGAAAACGUGUAGACAUGUCUAAUCCCCAUAAACGCCUGUGUUUCCUCUCUAAUACAUGAGUCUUCACCAGAUUCCUCCUCACACUCCCGGGCCACAGCCGCAGCCUUUGAAGGUGAGGCCAGAACGGUGGCUGUCGGAGAGGUGGGCUGUACUGCCUGUAGGGGAAGCCAGCUGUGCAUUUGAUCAAUGACUUGGCUCUGUCUCCUGACCAUGAAACCAGUUUUAUCCACAAAUAAACAAGUGCUUUAUUUACA
Periophthalmus magnuspinnatus is the source of this 5181-nucleotide messenger RNA. RefSeq names its product myomesin 2b (gene myom2b). Bases 119 to 4384 code for a protein of 1421 amino acids. Gene Ontology annotation, molecular function: protein binding. The record is from RefSeq and is a predicted model, not a curated record. NCBI's taxonomy places the organism in Eukaryota, Metazoa, Chordata, Actinopteri, Gobiiformes, Gobiidae. The transcript is spliced from 39 exons.